GUGGGGAUCAUGAGGAAAAUCAGAAACCAGUGGAUCGACGAGUUAGACGAGGUAUAUCUUCCGUCGUAGCGAGUGCGAGAGACCAAGCGAGGAGAGCUUGUGAUGUCAAGAAUGUUACAGAGCGUGUCGGCCAAUUCACCGUUAUUAUUACUAGUGUUGGUGUCGAUCCUAUUGCCGACAAAUGGAGCCGACGUGGGAGAAAGUUGCACAACCGAUUCGUCGAGCCAAGGUAUAUGCAGGCUUUUAAGAGAUUGCCCAGUAAUUUAUCAGCAAUUGUUAGCCGGCAAUAUGCCGGACAGCAUUUGCGGUUUCUCAGGUUUCGAUCCGAUAGUCUGCUGUCCGGCAAAUCGUAUCACUAGCAGAUUACCGCAACAGACCACACCGACGUCGCAAACUACCACUCGGACAGAGAUAGUGCGACCUUUGAAGCUGGAUGACAGCAGAGGAGCUUUAGCGCGAGCAAAAUGCGCGGAAGCUGCGGAAGCUGUCUAUGGUUUCGAAAUACCACCCACACCGACCUUUGAUCGAACGCCCGUAAAUGUGUCGCGUUGCACCCUGAAAACAAAGCUGAUUGUCGGUGGUGUAAAAGCCGACCCGAAGGAAUUCCCGCAUAUGGCAGCUGUUGGUUUCGAGAACGGUCAAGAUAUCUUAUGGAAUUGCGGAGGCAGCUUGAUUUCUGCCAAAAUCGUCCUAACAGCGGCGCACUGUACUUGGAAUAGAGACUGGGGAGCCGCAAAAUGGGUGCGAGUUGGUGAUCUGAAUCUUGUACAAACGACUGACGAUGCGAGGCCGCGAAUUAAAAUUGCAAAAAGGAUAAAGCAUCCUCAAUACGGAGGCCUAUCGGAAUACCAUGACAUAGCUAUACUACGAUUGGAAGAAGUUAUCUACAAUGCAUGGGUGAGACCAGCGUGUCUUCCGAUUGAUCUGCCUGAUGUAGGUACGGAUAAAAAAGCCGUGGCCACUGGAUGGGGUUUAGUCGAUUGGUCUGAAGACGCAGGCUCAGACAAUUUGUUGAAAGUAACGCUCAGUCUGGUCAACCAUGCAUCUUGUAAUGCAAGUUUUUCCGAUGGCGGCUCCAAUGUACAGUUUGCAACAGGCAUAAGAGACGAUUGGCAAAUAUGUGCGGGCGAACCGGGAAAAGAUACUUGUCAAGGUGACAGCGGAGGACCACUUGCUAUCUUUAACAAAAAUCAUGAUUGCGUGUACAAUGUGAUUGGAAUUACUAGUGUUGGACGAUUCUGUGGCAGCAACAUACGCGUGUACACUCGAGUCUAUCAUUACAUCCCCUGGAUAGAGAGAAACGCGUGGCCAGAAUACUAUCAAAACAAUUAAUUUCAAUUUACUCCGUUUCUCUAUAUUAAAUGUAUUAUUUUUUU
Messenger RNA from Nylanderia fulva, 1376 nucleotides. Its product is annotated as venom protease. NCBI's taxonomy places the organism in Eukaryota, Metazoa, Arthropoda, Insecta, Hymenoptera, Formicidae. Gene Ontology annotation, biological process: proteolysis. The record is from RefSeq and is a predicted model, not a curated record. Gene Ontology annotation, molecular function: serine-type endopeptidase activity.